CGUUGCGUUCUCACGAGGACAUCCUUUGUCCCAAAUUGUUCGCUUCCUUCGAGGUGUUGUGGGUCUCACAGUGACGCUUAGACACUCGAUGUUACGCCAUGCUUCGCUCACUUCUCCUCUCUGCCUUCUUCGGCCUUGUUACAGUGAACAGCUUUAAGAUUACAUCCAGGGUUGACUCAUCAGAUGUGCCUCCAUCUGGUCGAUCCUAUCCAAAGUCUCUGGACCCUCCCUUUCCUGAUCACUUGGCUUACGAUGCAGUUUUUGCGGGAGUCAAGAAACCUCUCACUGUGGAUUGCACCCAGUCAGGAGUCAUCUGCAAGUUCCCACUAGUAAUUUCUGACAAAGACCAAGAAGCUUCAAAUCCUGCCAAGAUUGCAAAAGAAGUGCCCAUUAUUAAAGGAAUUGAGGUUCCAGAAAGACUUGACGAUUCAGAAGAAAAAGAAGAAAUUACAGUUUCUUCAUUUAUCGAUAAAGGGGAUGUGAAGGUCCCAAUUUAUAGAGGUUCUCUUGAUGUCGAGUCAAUCUCUGAUAGCAGGGAUAAUGAGGAGACAUGGAUUCUUGAGAAAAACACUCUGAACAAAAAAUAUAAAAUUCCAGUCCGGCUAAUCCCUUCCAAGCACAAUCAAGCACCUGUGUAUCCUGUUCACCAUGAUUUCCAUGAUCACUUUAGUGGAGGAGAUCUAUACCAUGGUCAUGGACACGGAAGUGGAUGGACUCCUUGGAUGAGAGCCUACCCUUCAGUCUACCACUAUCCCUCCAAUCAACCCUGCCAACCCCCAGUGUACCACCACCCCCCUCCUUGCACCCCUGCUGUGGCACCUACGAGGAAACCUGUGAUCAAUAUUGAUGAUAAGGUCGAUAAAGAUGAGGAUUAAAAGGCUACUGAAACAUUUUCAAUCUUGUAUUAAAAUACUUACUUAACUA
Messenger RNA from Homalodisca vitripennis (glassy-winged sharpshooter), 924 nucleotides. RefSeq lists its product as uncharacterized. The transcript is spliced from 2 exons. Lineage: Eukaryota; Metazoa; Arthropoda; Insecta; Hemiptera; Cicadellidae. The record is from RefSeq and is a predicted model, not a curated record. Bases 99 to 875 code for a protein of 258 amino acids.